AGUUAACAGUCACUUCACUAGAGAUCCUCAGCAUGAUGUGAAAGGAAAGGAAAGCAACACAAAGCCAUGAAGUAUUAAUAAGACAUUUAAGGGGUUAACAGUCAGAUGGUUGAUGCAGGAUAUGCACCCAAAGAAGUUAAUUUGCAUUAUGAAUAAAAGAAGAGCUAAUCAGUAGCAUAUAUUAAGUUUCUGAAUAGAACAGGAUUUACCUCAUUAAAUUUGAGAAUGUGACAGAGAGCAGAUGAAACAGUUUAUUCUGCAAGAUACAUCAAUUAUCAGGGAUCCUCAAUGCGGUCGCUACUAUAUGGUGCAAAAAGUAUGAUCUUUCAGUUGCUUCUCCAUGCAAGGUGAACUGCCUUUUGGUCUCACUUACUGAGGUAAAAAUGAUUGAAUUCUGCAUUUUAAGCCAGGAGAAACUCCAGCAUUUAACAUGUGGCAUAAUCAUCAUGAGGUAAUAACAGAGAAUGACUGUCUUUCUCUGUACAGGUUGAUAUAUUGCUUCUUUUUGUGCAUACUAGGUAACAACAUGCCGCGAAGAAAACGAUUCAAAGAUGUUGAGUUUCAAUACACGUCUGUGGGAUCUUCUUCCGAUCAGUCCCUGCAGUCUCAGCAGCCCGACGAGCCGCAGCAGCACGAGUCCCAUUUUCAGCAUGAGUCUCACUCUCAGCACGAGUCUCAGUCUGAGCACGUGCCACCUGCUGAUUGUCCAGACAUGGAUGACGUGAACAUCCAGGAUGGACUAGGAAGAGUGAGGAGGACACGAGGACCCACUCGAGCACGGGACGUGUGGAGCCUACGCGAGGAUGAGAAGAUUGUGGUGCAUUGCAAUUAACUGGGGCAGCCUAUUAAGAGGGCUG
This is a messenger RNA of Phoenix dactylifera (date palm), 857 nucleotides long. The record is from RefSeq and is a predicted model, not a curated record. NCBI's taxonomy places the organism in Eukaryota, Viridiplantae, Streptophyta, Magnoliopsida, Arecales, Arecaceae.